AUGUCAUCGUUUUCUGCUAGACUAUUAAAAGCACAACGAAAACAUAAAGUAAAUAAUGACAUAACAGAUAUCAUCGAAGAAACUAGACGAUGUCUAAAUCUCGGCAAUAGUCGAUUAUCUUCAUCGAAAUUUAAUUCCGUCUCUGAAACUGAAAGUAAUAAUAUACCGAAUAUUAUACCAUGGUGGGAAGAUAAUCAAGAAGAAAUAUACGAAAAUAAAAUCGAUCCCGAUGCGAUGUUAGCAACGGCAGAUGACACUUUAAAGAAAAUUGUCGAUGGUGCACUUGAUUUAAUGCUAACUAAUUCAAAAUCAAAAAUACAAAAACAAAUCAAGACAUUUGCCGAUCGAAAAAGGCUGAAACGAAGCCGAAGAAGUACUCGAUCAAACGAUAUUCAUAGUGAUAUCUAUUCAGAGCGAAUUGUUGAAUCAUUAAAAAAUAAUAAUUUUGUCACACCAAUUAAUUCGACCAAUGUCGGUCAUCAAUUAUUAGAAAAAAUCGGUUGGACUCCUGGUAAUGGUCUUGGCCUAAAUCAGAAUGGAAUAAAAACUCCUAUUGAAAUCAAUAUUCGUAAUCGUCGGCAAGGUCUAGGAUACGAAAAAUCGAUCGAUCAAUAG
This is a messenger RNA of Rotaria socialis, 615 nucleotides long. The record is from the annotation of a GenBank genome assembly. NCBI's taxonomy places the organism in Eukaryota, Metazoa, Rotifera, Eurotatoria, Philodinida, Philodinidae.